This is a messenger RNA of Amaranthus tricolor (Joseph's coat), 1209 nucleotides long. RefSeq lists its product as uncharacterized. Gene Ontology annotation, molecular function: catalytic activity. NCBI's taxonomy places the organism in Eukaryota, Viridiplantae, Streptophyta, Magnoliopsida, Caryophyllales, Amaranthaceae. The record is from RefSeq and is a predicted model, not a curated record. The coding region runs from base 1 to 1209 and encodes 402 amino acids. The transcript has a single exon.
AUGAAUUGCCUCUUCUGGAACAUUCGUGGUGUUGGUAAAGGUGAAAAGGCCCUUACCAUUAGGUCAAUAGUAAAAAAGAAAAAGAUUAAUUUUAUGGGUUUGGUGGAAACAAAGCACAAAAAACAAUUUCAACCCAGAAUAAAAAGGUUAUGGGGAAAUGAUGAUUAUGACUUUUGUGAGGUCUUAUCUUCAGUCAUGCAUAGUGGUGGAUUAAUUGCGGUAUGGGACAAACAAUCUUUCAAUGCCUCAAUCAAGCAUACGGGAAGUAGAUGGAUCCUCAUAGAAGGGUGUCUCAUAAACCACAAUUUUGAAUGUUGUAUUGGGGUGAUCUAUGCCCAUAAUGAUAGAUGGAGUAGAUUAGUCAUGUUUGACGAAAUCAAGGAUGAGGUGGAGAAUAUCAAUAAACUAAUGCUGAUGCUGGGAGACUUUAAUGUUAUAUUGCACCCAGGGGAAAGAACAGGAGCUGUCACAUGUUUCCAUAGUAUGAAGGAUUUUUCCACGUGGAUCAAUAAUCUAAGGCUACUUGAUAUCCCCCUUCAUGGUGUGAAAUUUACCUGGCGUCGAAAUGAGUCCAAGAGCAGGCUGGAUAGAGCUUUGUGCAAUCAUGAAUGGCUAACAAAAUUCCCAAAUCUGAACUUGAUUGGCAUGAGUAGAAGCUUCUCGGAUCAUAACCCCUUACUUUUAACGAUGGAAAGGAGCAACAACUGGGGUCCAAAACCGUUCAGAUGCUAUGAUGCAUGGUUCCUACACCCACACUUUAAAAGCUUCAUUGUCAAUGAAUGGCGAAAAACCCCUAAUGUGUCACUUCAUAACAAACUCAAGAUUAUUAAAAACCCGCUCAAGUCAUGGCGUAAAGAAGUCUUUGAUCAUAUGGACAACAAAAUUGAUAAUCUUGAGAUGGUGAUACAUGAUUUGGAAAGGAAAAGUGAAAGCAGGAUGCUCGACAAUAUGGAAAUGGCCAGACUCAAUGCGGCAAAUAGCAUGCUACAUCAGUGGCUCAUUAGAAGGGAGAGAAUUUGGAGGCAGAGAGCUCGAUCUUAUGGUUUCCACAUGAAAGACCAAAAUACCAAAUUCUUUCAUGCGACAACCCUUCACAGGAAAAAGAAACAAGAGAUCACUAAGAUAAAAAUCAAUGGUACGACAACAGGGGGUACUCAAAAUCUAAAAGACAAAGUCAGGGAGUUCUUUAGGGAACGGUUUGCUCAAUAG